UCAUCACCGCAGAGAGAGAAGAAACGAAAAUUGUGAGGGCUCUCGACGGAAACGUGCCCCAAUCUCUCCGAGCAACAACGGGUCUGAGCUUCCCGCCUCCAUUCCGGCGUUCAUCUCCGGCUACGAUCCAAAUGCACCACAAAGGAGCCAUGAGGUUAAGUUAAUUAGGCAGGCUGGUUGCUAAUACGGCAGGCAUGAGCUUGGCUGCAGAUUCUCCACUGCAAUCCUCAAGUAGUGAUGAUUUUGCAGCACUUCUUGAUGCAGAGUUGGAUACAGUAUCUUCAGAUGCAUCAGGUGGUCAAGAAGAUGACGACGAGGAUUUUAACAUUGAGAGUUUCAGGAUCAAAAAGCGUAAAGUGGAUGAAUUGGAAAAUGUAGAGGAUCUUCAGGGGUCAACUUCAGUUGGAGCCUUACAACAAGAAUUAGAUACUUCAAAAGAGGACAUAUGCCCUCCACAUCCUGGCUUUAUAAGAGAAAUGUGUAUAAGAUGUGGACAACGACAGGAAGAUGGUUCUGGAGUAGCAUUUGGGUACAUUCACAAGGAUUUGAAACUUGGGAUGGAGGAAAUUGCUCGACUACGUGGCGCAGAUCAUAAGAAAUUAUUGCAUGGUAGAAAACUUUACUUGGUCCUGGAUUUGGAUCAUACUUUGCUUAAUUCUACCCGGCUUAUAGAUCUGUCACCAGAAGAGGAAUAUUUAAAGGGCCAAACAGAUUCCUUGAAUGAUGUUUUAAACGGAAGCCUUUUCAGAUUGGAUUCUAUGACCAUGUUGACAAAGUUGAGGCCCUUUGUACACACUUUUCUGAAAGAAGCAAGUAGCAUGUUUGAGAUGUACGUAUACACUAUGGCGGAACGUUCCUAUGCUUUGGAAAUAGCAAAACUCUUGGAUCCUGGAGGAGUGUACUUUAGUUCUAGGGUGAUAUCACAAGAUAAUUGCACUCAAAGGCACCAGAAGGGCCUUGAUGUGGUGUUGGGGGCAGAAAGUGCUGUUGUGAUCCUUGAUGAUACGGAGAUUGUAUGGCAGAAACAUAGAGAAAACCUUAUUCUGAUGGAAAGAUACCACUACUUUUCUUCAAGUUGUCGUCAGUUUGGCUUCAGUGCUAAAUCCCUUUCUGAGUUGAAGAGGGAUGAAUGUGAAUCUGAAGGUGCACUUGCAACUGUUCUUAAGGUUCUGAAACGCAUCCACGAGAUGUUCUUCAAUGAGUUGGUGUUUGGUGCAGAUCUUGAAUCAAGGGAUGUGAGACAAGUGAUGAAAGCAAUAAGGCAAGAUGUUCUGAAGGGGUGUAAAAUAGUCUUCAGCCGUGUAUUUCCUACCAAAUUCCAUGCAGAGAAUCAUCAGCUUUGGAAGAUAGCAGAGCAGUUAGGAGCCACAUGUUCAACUGAACUUGACUCAUCUGUUACCCAUGUGGUCUCAACUGACACUGGUACAGAGAAAGCCCGCUGGGCUGUGCAACAUAAGAAGCAUUUAGUUCAUCCUCAAUGGAUAGAAGCAACCAAUUAUUUUUGGGAGCGACAAUCUGAAGAAAAUUUUGCAGUUAAGAAGAACAAGUGACCUGAAAAAAGAAAAUUUCUGGCCUCGGGUUGGUGGAACAGAGCAAACCUGUAUACUUACCUUCCUUACUCUUUUUUUAUUGGUCUUUCAGGUUAGUGGUUUUAAUCUGGUGGUAGCUUCAAAGGGUACAAAAAUUUUAGUUGGGUUGAGUUCCUGAAUGGGGACUUUGCGGUUCUCUUUUUCUCAACUAACCUUGUCUUUGUAAGUAUCAAUGCCAUUGUUGUAAGGGUUGCAUAGUUACAUGCAUCUUUUUGACAAUUAGAAUUUAACAAAUCAACUAUACAGUUUGGGGCA
Molecule: messenger RNA, 1844 nt
Organism: Nelumbo nucifera (sacred lotus)
Lineage: Eukaryota; Viridiplantae; Streptophyta; Magnoliopsida; Proteales; Nelumbonaceae
Gene: CPL4
Product: C-terminal domain phosphatase-like 4
Cellular component (GO): nucleus
Molecular function (GO): RNA polymerase II CTD heptapeptide repeat phosphatase activity
Source: RefSeq, a predicted model, not a curated record